UUCACAUCCGAGACUUUGAAUUUACAUAAAUUAUUAGCCUCGUUCUGAAACUUCCUUUCUCUUGCCGGGGUUGACGAGUAGUCCACGCUUCUUUCAAGACCUUCACUAAAUACAAUAAUGCCAUAUCAAGGUGGUGGAGGAUAUGGUGGUGGUGGCGGUGGCAGUUAUGGAGGAGGUGGUGGUGGGGGUGGAGGACGUUAUGGUGGUGGAGGUGGUGGUGGAAGAGGUGGUCGUGGGGGUGGAAGAGGAGGUGGUGGUGGUGGAGGAAGAUACAAUGACGACGGUGACACAGAUCCCAAUGCUGAACAGUUCAGAAAAUUGUUUGUUGGAGGACUUAGCUAUGAGACAAAUGAAGAUGGCCUUCGUUCCCAUUUUGAAACAUGGGGUGAAAUUGUUGAUUGUGUUGUCAUGAGAGAUCCUAAUACCAAAAGGUCCAGGGGUUUUGGAUUUAUUACUUACAAAGAUUCUGCAAUGAUAGAUGAAGCCCAGUCCCACAGACCUCAUAAAAUAGACAACAGAGAAGUAGAAACAAAGCGUGCAAUGCCCAGGGAUGCUGCAGGAAGCAGCAACCAUCAAUCAGUAAAAAAAAUGUUUAUUGGUGGAAUGAAAGAUGAUACAACAGAAGAGCACAUAAGAGAAGUCUUCACUCCAUUUGGUGCCAUAGAAUCAGUUGACAUAGUGACAGACAAAAACACAGGCAAAGUCAGGGGCUUUGCUUUUGUCACAUUUGAAGAUUAUGAUUCAGUUGACAAAGCUGUUUUAAAAAAGAGACAUGAUCUGAAUGGUAGAAAAGUUGAAGUUAAGAAAGCAGUAUCAAAAGACCAAAUGGAAGGAGGCUCCAGAGGUGGUGGUAUGGCAGGUGGACGUGGAAGAGGAAGAGGGGACAGUUUUGGUGGUGGUUAUGCUGCUAAUGGAGGUGGUGGUGGAUAUGGAGGGGGUUAUGGAGGUCAGGGCUGGGGAGGCUCAGGUGGUGGAUAUGGAGAUUACAAUAGCAAUUGGGGUGGUGGCGGCGGCGGCUUUGGUUCCAACUAUGGUGGAGAUUAUGGUGGUGGCCCAAUGAAAGGGGGCGGCUACUCAGCUCGUGGACAAGGCCCAUAUGGAGAUAAAGAUACAAACAUUUUGUCGGCAGGUGGCUAUGGACAAGGCGGUGGUGGUUAUGGAGGCGGUGGUGGCGGUUACCGACGUUAAAGGUUUUGUAGCACUUGUUAAUAAAAGAAAGUUCAAUAAACAAGGGAAGGGAACCACUAGAAAUAUAGUGAACAGAAUUGUUGCACAUACUGAUACUGGUACAAAAAGGUUGAGGAUGGAGUCAUGGAUAUAGGAAACACUUUUGAACAAAAUGAAGAAAAACAUGAAAAAAGGUACCGGGAGUGCAGAGUGGCACAAGCUCAUUAGGCAAGCAUCUUUUUUUUUUUUUUUUAAAGACAUUGCUACUUCUUAAUAAUUGUACAUGUACAUUAUUUUAGUCAUUAUCAAGUGGGACAAUUUAAUGCUGGUGAUUGUCAGCAUAAUGGACCUCAUUCACCAAUCGUAAACAAACAACAUUUAGCCACGUGGUGCUCUUAUCUCUUCUAUAUAAUUUACGAUCUCGUUUAAUUCAUGAUGGUAGUCACGGGACAGCUUUUUUCAUUGUUUUAUCAAUAAGAUCACGUGACUAAAUAUUGUUUGUUUAUGAUUGGUGAAUGAGGUCCAUUAUGGUCUGAUUUUUUAAUAUGUGUGUACCAGUAUUUGCCUUAUUAUUUUUAAACUUGAAAAUAAACUGAAGUACCUGAAUAUACAUUUC
Biomphalaria glabrata is the source of this 1783-nucleotide messenger RNA. RefSeq names its product heterogeneous nuclear ribonucleoprotein A1-like. NCBI's taxonomy places the organism in Eukaryota, Metazoa, Mollusca, Gastropoda, Planorbidae. Bases 118 to 1188 code for a protein of 356 amino acids. The transcript has 10 exons. Gene Ontology annotation, molecular function: RNA binding. The record is from RefSeq and is a predicted model, not a curated record.